Messenger RNA from Colossoma macropomum (tambaqui), 1467 nucleotides. Its product is annotated as zinc finger protein 37 homolog. Gene Ontology annotation, molecular function: DNA-binding transcription factor activity; RNA polymerase II cis-regulatory region sequence-specific DNA binding. Gene Ontology annotation, biological process: regulation of transcription by RNA polymerase II. Bases 137 to 1321 code for a protein of 394 amino acids. The transcript is spliced from 3 exons. NCBI's taxonomy places the organism in Eukaryota, Metazoa, Chordata, Actinopteri, Characiformes, Serrasalmidae. The record is from RefSeq and is a predicted model, not a curated record.
GUACAGUACGGUAGAUGUCAGUAUAGACCUGUUUUUCCUGCUGUUGGUAAAACCGAGGAAGAAGAAUGCUUCACGAGAGCCCACCCGCAACUUUAUCAACAACUACGGCACUCAAAAACUUGACAGUCUCUUUAAAAUGACUAGAAUGGAGCACUUGAAUUCUUUUUUUAUCGAGCGGUUAAUGUCAGUCGCUGGAGAGAUAUUUGAAGCAGUUAAAGACACAGUUUCUGAGUACCAGGAAGAGAUAGAGCGAACUAAGCAAGAGAACCGCCGCCUGAGGGAAAUACUGACCGAGAUUAGCCUUAGCGCUAGCAGCGAGAUUCGAGCAGCAGAUGUACGACCCAGUCGUGCUGGUGGAGCUCCUCUUGAACAAGACUCCAACCAAAGACCCCUGAACUCGGAUCCUUCAGUAUUGCAGCUGAAGCUGGAGCUUGCCACCAUAAAGCAAGAAGCUGAGCCACAGCUGCCACUGAAUGAUGCCUCUACAAGCACUUCUCCUUGUGCAAAGAGUGUCCAUGACACAUGGACUAGCCAUGCAGAUGGAGUACUUCUUGAACAGCAAAACAGCAGCCAGGGCCCACAGGACCCAGAGCCCUCAUUAAUACAAGUGAAGCUUGAGCUCGCCACCUUACAAGAUGAAAAUGGGCCUCCACAGCACUUGAGCAAAGAAAACCACGCUGGUAACCAGGAGCCACAUCGGUCUGUUUCAUUUAAGGCUUUGGACAAGGAGGGAAGAAUAGACAACUGUCUACGCGGGAACUCCUCUAUCGCAAUCAAGUUAGAGCCAUACGACUCCCAAGUGCAACAGUUGUCCUCGACUCAGAUUCAGAGUGGCCAUCACCUGGAUUCUAUGGAAUCUGAGUCAGGGAUCUGUCCCAGUCCUCACUGUAACCAAAUAUGCAAUGAUCUCUCCAGUGUAGCAGCACACUCGCAAAGCCAUUUACCUGAGAAAGCGUUCAGGUGUGCUGUAUGUGAUAAACCAUUAAGAAGUGCCUGGUUAUUGAAGAAACACAUGAUUAAGUGUCACAAAGAAAGGCCGUAUCACUGUGACUUGUGUGGAAAGAGCUAUGGUGAUGCCCAUGUGCUUAGAGUCCAUCUCAAAACCCAUUCCACAGAGAGACCCUUUCAGUGUGAGUCAUGUGGCAAAAUGUACAAAAAGAAAAGUCAUUUGAAGGACCAUGAGAGGACCCACACGGGAGAUAAGCGUUACAGCUGCUCGGCAUGUGGAAUGUGUUUUAUUUGGACAAACCAGGUCAAGGUGCACAUUCAGAAUCAUCAUCGUGGGCAGUUAGCUACAGUUAUUAAGAAAUCUAUAGUAUAAAUGUGAAAUUGAGAGUGUUAAUUUGGUCUGUGUCAGGGAUUCUCUCCUUUUGAAGUUGGGCCUUUAAAAGUGUUCAGAAUUUUUUUUGGAAACUUGAAAGAUGACAUGAGCACACCAAUAAACAAUAAAGGUUUAUAAUCAUCAGA